UCCAUAACCCAUUUACUUAAGCAACAUCGUUACUUCCUUUGGUUUAGAAUAGUCCCAGGCUCAUAUUUGAAGAAUAUACAAAAUGGCUGGAGAAAAUGACUGGAGGAAAACAGCGGAUACGACGAAGAUGAGUCCAGAGGGAGUAAAAGCUGCAGGGGUUGAGUCAUCGAAGAGGCCCCCAGGGAGUAAUCCCGGUGGUGUUCUGCACCAAAGGCGUAACUUACCAUACAGCUACACCACCAUGGCUAUCGCCGGUUUAGCUAUCUCCGGUGCAAUCAUGUACACUGUUAUGUAUGCUAAGAAAAAGCCGGAGGCUAGUGCCACUGAUGUAGCUAAAGCGGCCACAGGGACGGCUAAACCGGAAGAUACACAUCCAAGAAAAUAAAAACCCUCAGAGAAAAUGGGUUUAUCUUCUUUUUGUUUGUUUUGUAAUUUUGUUUUGCUUCUGCUUGCUCAGAACUUUUUUUUGUUUUCUUGUUAUGUAAUAACAAAACAAGUUCAACAAAAAAGUAUCCUAUCAACUUACUAUAUAGUAAUAAAUUAAAUGCCGGGGAAUUGAACAGAGGUUGUGUAGUGUAGCUAUAAUACUUCGGUGUGCUAGCUCAAGUUUAGUAAGCGGAGGGGGAACGUUUUACGAUUUGUAGCUGUUUUACAAGUAUCACGUUUCACAGUCUUGGGAUAGGGUCA
This is a messenger RNA of Raphanus sativus (radish), 687 nucleotides long. RefSeq lists its product as uncharacterized. The transcript has a single exon. NCBI's taxonomy places the organism in Eukaryota, Viridiplantae, Streptophyta, Magnoliopsida, Brassicales, Brassicaceae. The record is from RefSeq and is a predicted model, not a curated record. Bases 83 to 385 code for a protein of 100 amino acids.